AUGAAGAUCCCACGAGCUGCCCUCAUUGCUGUCUUGUCGGCUACAAGCGCAGCAGCGUUUACGACGCCAUCACAUCAGUUGGCUUCCAGACGCACAUCGUUGGCCAGCACCUUUCAAGAUGUUGAAAGAAAUAACAAGGUCGAAAUCGUUGAACCAGAACCCCAAACAGCAGCGCCUCCAACGCCGAGGCCUGUCCUAGAAGCAAAGGCUUCCAGAAAGACUAGAGCGGCAAUUAGCGAUAUGUUUAAGCAAUACGAGAACCAAUCUGGUGCUGCCAUUGUGUAUUCCAAGCUUUUGGAACACGGUGUCGAAGUCGUGAAUGGGUACUCUGGAGGUGCCGUCCUUCCUCUUCUGGAUCAAUUCCACUUGGACAACCCAAGACACCACGAAGCUGGAUACAAACCCAUUAAGUGGAUCACAAAUUCGAACGAGGCUUCUGCCGGACACAUUGCCGAAGGAUACGCCAAGUCCAUGCCGAUCAACGGUCCACACAAACCCUGCGGUGUUGCCGUUGCUACUUCUGGACCAGGUGUGACCAAUCUUAUCACUCCUUUGCAGGAUGCUAUUUGCGAUGGUGUCCCCAUGGUUGUUCUUUGUGGACAAGCAGCUACCACUGCACCAGAAGAUGCCUUUCAAUUCGCACCAGCCGUUGGAUUGACAUCUCCCUGCACCAAGUGGAGUUAUCAAAUCAAAUCCGCUGCCGAAAUUCCAUUCGUCAUGGACUAUGCUUUCUACAUUGCUAGAAACGGUCGUCCUGGACCUGUCUUUGUUGAUCUGCCAAAGGAUCUUCAAAACCAAAUCUUGGACCGGGAUCUCAUCGAGGCUUACAUAGACAAUUCUUUGCCAGAGGCACCAAGUGAUGCCAUUGGCAUGGCCAGUUUGAAGACUGAGACUCGUCCCAAUGGAGAGCUUUUCAAGGCUGUUCGAUUGGGAUAUGAGAGCAACGGUCUCUCCUUUGAUGUCACUGAAAAGGAUGGCGCCUACAAGAUGGAGCCAUUUUCUUCGAAAAACGGUUCUUUCAACGAUGACCACCACCCCACCAACCGUGUUUACUGGACUUCGAAUGCUCUUUCUGGUGAACCCGAAAAGGUCACCAAGGAGGGAGACCUCAGUUUGAAGGAUCAGGUCAGUAAAGACAUGAUCAAUUUCAUCAAAAGAGCAAAGAAGCCCGUUAUCAUUGCUGGACAAGGUUGCAAUGACAGCGCUGAGGAACUCAUGGAAUUCGCCGAAAAGCUUCAAAUUCCCGUCACCACUACCCUACAUGGAAUGGGAUGCUUCGAUGAGAGACAUCCUCUUGCUUUGAACAUGCUUGGUAUGCACGGUCACCCAACCCCCAACUUUAUGGUUCAAGAGGCGGACCUCAUCAUCUGUAUUGGAUCUCGAUUCGAUGAUCGUAUCACUGGAAGAAUGCCUGACUUUGUUCCCGGCGCCAGAAAGGCUGCUGAGCUUGGUGUUGGAGGAAUCAUCCACGUUGAUGUUCGUAUUACCGAAAGGGCCAAGCAAAUUGAACCUCACUUCUUUGUCCACUCCACUGGAAAGAACUUCUUGACCACCAUGAAUAAGGCACUGAAUGAGAGCGAGGACUUGCAAAUUCAAACAACCGAUUGGGUUGCGAAGCAAAAGAAAUUGGAAGCCGAAUAUCCCAUUACCAUCCCCAAAUUCAAACCUGAGACAUACACCAAGAUUGAUGAGAAUGGAAAUGAGCUAACCGCGACAAGAACAAUGAUGUCAGCGCAACGCGUUGUUCAAGAGCUUGACAAACAGCUUCUUGCUGCAGGCAAGAUGGAUGAUGCCAUCUUCACUACAGGUGUUGGUAUCCACCAGAUGGUUGCUGCACAGCUUAUCACGUGGACGCAACCGCGACAAAUGCUGAGUAGCGGCUCUUUGGGAACUAUGGGAGUCGCUUUGGGAUACUGCAUUGGAGCGAAGCUAGCUAACUGCGGCAAGAUUACUAUUGCCGUCGAUGGUGAUGGCUCCUUCAACAUGACGUUUACGGAAUUGAAGACCGUUGCGGAGCAAAAAAUCCCUAUCAAGAUUAUGAUUCUCGACAACGAGGGUCAAAUGAUGGUGGAAUACUGGCAACGCUUGUUCCACGAUGGUCGAUACUUGGCUGUUCGUAACGAGAACCCUGACUACGUCACUCUGGCCAAGGCGUUUGGAAUUAAGUCUGUCUACUGUGACAAUGAAGACGACAUCGAAGAGAAGAUGAAGGAGUUCUUGUUUGCGGAUCCCGACGAGCCCGUCUUGUUCCACGUUCGCAUCAACCGAACUCCAUGCUUGCCUCUUGUUGCUCCAGGCCAACCUUUGGAUGACAUGAUUCUAACGGACAUUGACGUCGAUGUUGACCAAUCAGCAGCUCCCAGUUAA
This is a messenger RNA of Cylindrotheca closterium, 2367 nucleotides long. The record is from the annotation of a GenBank genome assembly. NCBI's taxonomy places the organism in Eukaryota, Bacillariophyta, Bacillariophyceae, Bacillariales, Bacillariaceae.